CAGCGGAACGAUUAAGUUUUCUUCUCCAUUAUCUGCAAAGGUCGUGUCUCGUGUGUCGAUAGUUCGAUACUAUUUUGGACUUGCCGUGAGCCGCGGGUGACAACCGUUGCACAAUUAUAUCGUAUUUGUCGAAAGAAAGAAACUAAAAUCAUCACCACCAUGUCAAGAGUAAUAUUAGCGCAAUUGAAGAAAUCCAACUCCGUGUUGAGAACGUCCGUGCGGUCUAAGGCCGAUGGUCACCACGCCACGUACAAACCCCUGACGAUGGAUGACAUGCCAGUCCCAAAGGUGCCCUGGAAGGAAUACCAUGGAAAAACCAAUACCAAAUACAAUCUAGUACUAGUUGGUGGAAUUGCUGCUCUUGCAACGUCCAUCUACGUAUUACAAGACAACUGUUUUUUCAAUGCUUUUGCACCACCUUACCCUUUCGAAGAAACUGAACAGAAGUAAAUAUGAGUAUAUAUUCUUAAAUUUAUAUACUAAGUAAUAUUUUUUGUUUCCGUGUAGUAAUUAAUCAUAUUAUAUAAAAUAAAUUGUAUUUAAUUAUGAAUUUGAUUAUCCACAAUAAAAUAAUUUAAUUAGGU
This is a messenger RNA of Myzus persicae (green peach aphid), 584 nucleotides long. RefSeq lists its product as uncharacterized. Bases 160 to 450 code for a protein of 96 amino acids. The record is from RefSeq and is a predicted model, not a curated record. The transcript is spliced from 3 exons. NCBI's taxonomy places the organism in Eukaryota, Metazoa, Arthropoda, Insecta, Hemiptera, Aphididae.